This is a messenger RNA of Paramecium sonneborni, 556 nucleotides long. NCBI's taxonomy places the organism in Eukaryota, Ciliophora, Oligohymenophorea, Peniculida, Parameciidae. The record is from the annotation of a GenBank genome assembly.
AUGCAAGUAAUGAAGAAAUUAGCUUAGGAAUAUAAACCAAAGAAAGAAGAAAUAGUUGAACCAAUUCCAAUAUCUAAAGAUAAAAAUAAUAAAAUAUAAAUUAAAGAAAAAAAGGAUCAAUCUUAGAGUGUGAGUAAGAAAUAAGAGAAAUCUCAGUUUUAAUAAUUAUAAUUAUAAUAAUCAAGAUAGAAAUCAAGACAAAAAUAAUAACCUAAAUCAGAAGGAAAUUUGGUUUAUUGUGAUGUUUUUUAUCUUGCUAGUUUUGAAGAUGACAUAAAAAAAUAGAAUUCUAAUGAAUUGAUAACAAAAUUAAAAGCUUUCAUAUAUCAUGAGAAAAAUAGAGAUAACAACUAAAAUUCAUGAUCUUGUAUUUGAUUAAGGAAAAAAAGAGGAGAAACCAUAAAAUAUAGCUAAGAAAGGCGAUAAACCACCUGAACCAGAAGAACCAAAAGUUGAAAUUAUUGAUUUCAAGCAUAUAUAAAAGGAUAGAGAUGAUUUAUCUGAGAAAGCUAGACCUAAUGUUAUUUCUAGAUCUAUAUUAAAUGUAAAUCAAUGA